AUGGUUGGUUAUUCUAUUGGAUGGAUGGUGUGUCUUUACACCGCAUAUGUCGAUGCCAGAAGUCAACUCGACACUUUUGAAGAAGACUUGGACUGGAGCGAUAAUGAAGACACCCUCUUGGUUACCAAGGGCACCAUCGCAGGCCACAAUGUCGUCAUUGCUUUCACUCAGAAUAAAAAAUUUCCUCGAACAGCCAGUAAAAUGACAAGGCACAUCUUUAACGAUGUAAAACUCUUCUUCAUCGGCGGCGUCGACUUUGUAUCGAGCCACCAAUUCGACAAUAGGCCGCCACCUAGUCUAGGCGACUGCGUCUUGACCCCUGGUUCUUGCAGACCGCACCUAUGGCAUGAAAUAAGACAGAAUCUGAAGAAAAAGGCGCGAUUGAACGCAAAACGUCUUCUAACUGCAGCAGGUGAUUUCAGAGCGCAGAAUCCACAAGGAGUACCAAUCACCAUGGACAAUGUCAACUACAACUCAAUCAAUAUCAACGCUUUGUACGAAAUGUAUGAGCUAAGUGCAGAGAGACAGGAUCGCAUGUGUUGCGCAGAGGAGGCCAACUACAUGGUGCCAUGCAUGAUUGCCUCCUGCAUGGGCGGCUUUCACCAGGGUGACGAGAAUUUUAAUGCGUGGGUGCCAUUCGCGAGCAAGGCGUCUGCAACCGUCAUCAGGGGCAUUAUUCAAAAUCUUGAACGACUGACUUAG
Molecule: messenger RNA, 702 nt
Organism: Trichoderma asperellum CBS 433.97
Lineage: Eukaryota; Fungi; Ascomycota; Sordariomycetes; Hypocreales; Hypocreaceae
Source: RefSeq, a predicted model, not a curated record